This is a messenger RNA of Diachasma alloeum, 2525 nucleotides long. RefSeq names its product reticulophagy regulator 3. The coding region runs from base 580 to 1563 and encodes 327 amino acids. The transcript has 6 exons. The record is from RefSeq and is a predicted model, not a curated record. Lineage: Eukaryota; Metazoa; Arthropoda; Insecta; Hymenoptera; Braconidae.
GCACAGUGCCGUUACACAGUGAAGUGAACGGAGACAGUUCGCAUACUUUGGCGAGUGGUGGUGGGGGGAUAGACCACAUGGUUCCCAAUCCAUCCAGAAGUAACACAAAACAUCGCAAUUUUCACGAGCCAACAGACAGCACAACCACAAUAAAAACAUUUACGCAGUUUACGGAAGUUCUUAAAAACGGCGACGAAAACGUCGUAUGUCACGUGUCCCUCAGACGUUCAUCGGAAAUAACAAACUCAUGAAUUGUUAAUAAUCGAAGUCAUUGUCGUUGACAGAACAGAGGACUGCGGAGUUAAUUAAGUGGCGAGUAUUAUUUUCCGUCAUUAUUGAGUUUUCGCAGCGGUAAAUCGAGCGGAAAAACGAAAGUGUAACGCGUGGGUGCAUCAGUUAUUCGGUUUGUCCAUGCAAUUUCGUGAUUCUCCGUGUAUUUGUAUCACGUACCUCGGGGGGUGUAAAAACCAAAAAUAGUUGUGGGUGGAACUGAUGGUAUCAUGCGAAGUGAUAACUUGAUGUAGGACAGUGCAUGCAGUGAAGUACAUUCGUGGGUAAAUUAUUUUGUUGUUAUUUAUUAUGGAGAGACUGUCGAAAAUAGCUUGUUGCUUUCGAUGGGCCUGGGGGGGUCAUCGGGGACCUCAUGCUGAGAGUGUGAGGCGUGUCGAGAGGGAUGUGGAAACCUCCAAGAGACUGUUUGGGAUUUUGGAGAGUAUUCUUUUGUGGGAGAACUCAGUCAACAGUAUUUCUGUCGUUAUUGUAUUCAAUAUCCUGUUUUGGGGGAUAGUUGUAUUGGAGAUCCGUGGUUUUGCUGCGGCCAGCAGUGCCGCGCUCGUUGUGAUCCUCUGUUACAGUACCCUCGAAGCACAAGUUGAGAAGGAGAAGGGCGCAUCGGAGUCAACAACAGCCCACCCCAAGCCCGAGAAAAUCGACAAAAUAAUCACCAAAGUCAAAUCAACGUGCGAUAGCCUGAGAACACUACGAGAGAAUCAACCUGGAGUGUUCUGCGCUGGUGUUUGCUCAGCCUCGCUAGUACUAUGGUUAAUAGGGCGUGCAAUCAGUGGAGUCCUUCUUACAUAUACGUUAUGUAUGAGCAUUUUACUGGGGCCCGUAUUAUUACUCCGAUUACCGAGUAAAAUUUGUCCAACGAAAGAAUGGGAUAAUGAGAUCGAAGAAUUUUUACCAGCAGUCACAGAGGACAAUCUGGAGGUUCUUAAGAGGGCGGGAGAGGACGGAGAUCAUUCUCCAACGCCACCAAGUGGAUCUAAGACCCCAAAUGAUCCAUUUAAUGACGACGAACUUAUUGGAUUGAAAAUGCCAUCUCACGAAGAUGGCAGCACAGAUGGUCUAGAACUCUCAGAAUUGGAAUUGAGUACCGAGGGGGACAAUGACGUUGCUGAUAUCAAAAUACAGACUGGACAUUUUGAGGGGAGUUCGUCGUCAGAUGACGAUGGUGAACUUGAAUUGAAAAAUCCAGAGACAUCGAGUAACAGUGACAACAGUGAGAGCGAAUUCGAGAUUAUUGACAGCCUCGAGAUCACUGGGCUCGACAGUAAACUGUGAAAAUUCGGGAAAUCCUGAAGAAUUCUAAGAUCAUUGUGCAUAUCGAUGAAUCAAUCCCUUAAACCAGUGAUCAAACUGCAGAAACACAUAAUUAAAUUCCCUUCAGGCUUCAAUAUUUUUUAAAAACGAAUUCUGAAGUUGAAUUAAUUAAUUUAGGUCUGGAAUUUUUUAUCUGAUUAAUUCAGAAUUCUAGGUUUUUGAGAAUUAUUCACUAUUCUAUUUUAUUUUGGAAAUAGUAAAAUUGAAAAUUACUUUACACUUUGAUUUUUAUUGAAUAUCUAAAAAAGAAAAUUACGAAAUUUCCAUUUAAUUAGAACCGAAAUUUUGAAGCUGAUUCUGCAGUUUAAUUAAUUCAUGUAAAUCUGCAAUUCCAAAUGUCCAAUUAUGAAUUACAUUUUAUUCUCAAGAUGAUAAAAUUAAAAAUGAGGUUUUAGUUCAUAAAAUUGUGAUUUUCCUCUUUUGGUGCUUGGGUAAUACAACCGUUCUUUUUAAUUUUUAUUUUGUUAGAAUGAUAAUUAUAGUAUUUCCUGAGGUGCAUCAAUGAUCUUAGAAUCGACAAAAGUGCAGGAUAGACACAGAUAACUGUGUACUUCGGAACAUUCACUUGGACCUAGAGUCAAUAGCCCGGUAUUUUCGUUCUUUUUGUUACAUUAAGAUGUUGAUCGUGACUCAACAGGAAUUAUUGAUGAUUACCUAAAUUUAGAUAGAACUAUUGAUUUUACGAAUUGAUGAUUCAAUUGAUUAUUCGUGCUCAGGAAGUAUUUUUCAAUCAGUGAUGAAUUUAUAUCCCUUAAAUUUCGAAAUAAUUAUUAUUUUCUCUCAAAAAAUUCAUUUCGCUAAAUAUUGACAGAAAUUUUGUCCUGAUUUUGGUUUUCUGACUUUUGCUCAGUUUUCAAUGAAUAUCUCAAAAACUAAGGGAGAUAUCAAAAUUUUUAUCAUAACCUUUUUUGUAGCCCUCGAUU